This is a messenger RNA of Drosophila subpulchrella, 1371 nucleotides long. RefSeq lists its product as uncharacterized. Gene Ontology annotation, molecular function: serine-type endopeptidase activity. Bases 159 to 1082 code for a protein of 307 amino acids. Gene Ontology annotation, biological process: proteolysis. The record is from RefSeq and is a predicted model, not a curated record. The transcript is spliced from 3 exons. NCBI's taxonomy places the organism in Eukaryota, Metazoa, Arthropoda, Insecta, Diptera, Drosophilidae.
UUUCUUCAUUCAUUGCUCGGAGCUCACGACAGGUGAACCGUAAAACGCUCUCUGUGAAAAACUUUAGAUCGCUUCGAUUAUCGAUCAUCGGGAUUAGCUAAAAUUUUUUUUUCAUAUUUUUCCUUUGUGAAUUUUGUGUUCGGGAUACGUUUUGCAAAAUGCAGCUCAACGAUCAUUGGCGAAAGAUUGUGAAGACCUUGAUCUUUGCGGUUCUAUGCACUGAAAUGCAAACGACCUAUACCCAUCGUGAUUUGGCGGCAAAACGUGGCAUUGGCCUGGCCGAAAUGGAUGCCAUUGCAGCGGCGACUGGAGAGGAUCGAUUCCGGCCGAAAAUGUUGGCCCCGCACCAGGCAUCCAUACGAUUGUUGUCCCAGGAGCGUGAUUACUUUGGCAAGGGGCACAUCUGCUCGGGCGCCUUGGUGGCGCCCUCUGUUGUGCUGACCGUCGGUAGCUGCAUCUUCAGUCAGGUGAAAAGGAAACACUACCAUCCAUCAGAACUGCGCGUUAUGCUCGGCAACCCCCAGAGAUUUGCUCCCCAUGAGCAGGGCCUGUUCUUUGGUGUGACCCACAUCCAUCAUCCUCCCAAGGACUUGGCUCUGGCCAUUUUGAUGCUGGAAAAGGAUGUGCCUCUGGAUAAUCCCCAUAUCCAACCAAUUGGUUUGCCUUCUCCUGGAACCACUUCCGUUUUGGAUUCGGAAUCCAGUAAUCUUCUGCAGAUCAGCACUUGGGGCUACGAUGCCGAUAUUCGCGAGCUGCACGAUCUGGUGACAUUAAAUGCCACCCACACAUCCUGUCACCAGCAGCAGAGCAAGUCCCCAAGGAUUUGUGUCCAGCCGGAGGCCACCAACUCCACUCCUGGCCAGCUUUACAUGGAUGCAGGUGCCACCCUAACGGAACGGGAUCGCCUGCUUGGUCUGAGGAGCAUCGAUGGGGGAUUCGAGGACGUAGCCACCCAUGUGGAGUGGAUCCUGGCCAAGAUUGGAGAUGGGGGCAAUCAGAACAGCUCCAUCUGGGGCAUCCUGGGAUUCCUAGUAUUCACCGGCUACGUAAUCACCAUAAGCAGCAAGAGCUUUUCGACCUAAGACGUCUUAAGAGGAUCCAUGGGGGAUUUACGAUGUGAUCAUUUGGGGGAAAUUAGCCAAGUAAGACUUCCUAGGCCCUUUAAAAAUGAUUAAGCCGAGGAGUGUGAUAAUCUCAAUCUGAUGCUUUUUUAAAACAGAUUUCAUGCUUGAUGACUUCAAGCGUGCUAUAAAAUCUGGUAGUACAUGUAUAAGAUACUUAAUAUACAAUAGAUUUUUCAUUCCAAAAGAAAUAAUACCAUUUCGAUUUAACAAAAAUAAACAAUUCAUUAGUAUACAUAGAAUAAACAAA